Messenger RNA from Paramecium pentaurelia, 3398 nucleotides. Lineage: Eukaryota; Ciliophora; Oligohymenophorea; Peniculida; Parameciidae. The record is from the annotation of a GenBank genome assembly.
AUGUCUCAAAGAAAAUCAUUAACCCAAGCACAUAUAAAGACAGUUCUGAUCUCUGAAGGUAGAGGAAAAUUCAAAAGAUGUUAGUUGUGUUAAAAGGAAUUUGGGUUGUUGAAACCUGAGCAUUAGUGCAAAAGGUUUGAUGAUUUUUGAUAAUUUAGAUGUCGUCGUGCAGUUUGUAAACAAUGUUCAGAACAUAAGAUUAUUUAUAUAACAGAAACAGGUCCAAGUAAAAGACCUAGAAGAAUUUGUAAUUCUUGUAAAGAUGAAAGUGAUUGGAUCAAAAGAUUUAUUGAAUAAUAAAAGAUUGUUUUUGGAACUAAUACUUUUGCUGUCGAAUGGCUUAAGGCAUCAAAUAUUACUUUAGAGCAUGCUAAUUAAGUAAAGAUAUAUUAAUUACACAGGAAUAUGAAAAAGCAUAAAGCUCAAUAAAAGAAAAUAGUGAUUAUUAAAAAAUGAAGUCAGAAUUGAAUUCAGUCAUGAUUGAAUUAUGGUUGAAUCUUAACUUUUCUUUAAGAGAAUUCAUUACAUAUUUAAUUAAAGAUAAUGAACAUGAAUUAUUAACAUAGAAAAUCAGUAAAGUAUUGGGUUCUCUUUUACUUCAAUAUCCAGAAAUCGGGUACAGUUCAGAUUAAAUAUUGAUUACUCUAUUUUUACUGUGUUUCUCCUCUGAAGCAUCAGCAUAUGCAUUAUUAACUGUACUUUAUUCUAAUAUUAUUCCAUUUAAUACUUAUCCAUCUUAAUUAAAAAAGACUCCUUAUGAUUACCUUAAUGAAACAGAAAAAGUAUCUUAGGUUUUAGAGUAGGCAUUUAAACUUAAACAAAGUGAAGUGACUCUUGUUAAACCAUUUUUAAGAAACAGAAUUUCAAGAUACAUUUAACCUUUUGGUAUUAACUUCUUUCUUUUACAGACAAGUUUUUUCUUUUUUAAUCAAGUUCUUUUGGGUCCAACUUUAGGUUAUGAUAAUUAUUUAAAGUGUUUGGCAUCAUCAUUUUAUGUAUCUUUUGAUGAAAUAAAAUAAUUCAAUUAAUAAUUUGAAGAAAUUGAAGGAUAAAUUAUGAAAGGGGUUUCAUCUGGAAUGAUUGAGAAAAACUAUGUUUAAACCAAAUUAAUUAUAUUUUUAUCACAUUAAUAAGGAAUGACAUAAAGUGUAAUAGUUUCUAGACCAUUGGAAAAGAAUAAAGAAACUCAUUAAAUUAAGAUUGAAUUUAAAAAAGAUGAAAAUAUAUAAUAAAGAAAUGAAUAAGAUGAUGAUAUGCUUGAAUAUUCAGUUACUUAAUCUAAUGAGUUUUAGAAUUUAAGAAGAAAGACUGUCUAAAUAUCUUAAUAACCAUAAGUUGAUGAAGAAAAAGAGACUUUAAAAAAAUACAUAUUAUAAAUUGAAGAAUUAUUAAUGACAAAACACAAAUUAGUCACAGAAUUAUAAUUAUAAGUAAAAGAACUAUAAAAUUAACCAUUAUAAAUAAUCAAUCAAGAUGUAGAUUAGUAAUUAUUAGAGGCAAAUGAUUAAUUAAGGAAGAAAAUAUCUUUAUAAGAUUUAGAAAUAUAAAGUUUAUAAGAAUAAAAGAAAUAUUCUGAUAAAAUUUAAGAAGAUAAUUAAAAUAUUAUAAAUAAUUUACAAAAAUCAAAUUCAGAAAUAUAUGCAUAAUUAAAUGCUUAAAUCUUAUAAAAUAAAGAACUUUAAUAAUAAAUUUCUGAUCUUUAGUAGUUGUCUAAUUAAUAAUCUGAUAAUUCAAUGACAGCUUCUUAAGUUGAAAAGAAUUAUUAAAUUAAUAUAUCUUUAUAAUCAAAAUAAUCAGAAUAAGAAUUGACUUAACUAUUGGAUGAAGAUAGAUAAAAGAUAUUUUAAUUAGAAUUGUAAGUAAAUCAAUUAAAUAAAGAGUAUAUAGCAUUAUAAUAAUUGAAUUAAGAUAAACUAAGAAUAAUUGGAAAUUUGGAAGUAAGAUUAAUACAUGCAGAAGCUGCUAAAAGAGAGAAUGAAAAAUUUUAAUUGGAAAAUAUAGAUAUCAAAAAGAAAUUAUAAAAUCAUGAGUUAGUAAUUAUUUAAUAAACAGAAUAAUUAUAAUUACUAUAAUAAAGAUAUGAUUUACGUUGUUCAGAAAUAGAUGCUGUUAAAAAAGAGAAAUUUAAUUUAGCUGAAGAAUUAAGUUAAAAGGAUUAAUAACAUUCUUAAAUUCUCUAACCUAUAUAAAAAUAAUUGGCUGAUUUACAUAUUUCAUAUAAUUCUAUUUCAGAAUAAUUAAGUGAAGCAUUAUCAAUAAAUUAGAAAUUACAAUAAAUCAUUAUUGAAAAAGAUAAAGAAAUAUCUGAGCAUUAUAAAUAAUUAUCAGAAAGAGAUUUGAUAAUAGUUGCAUUAAAAGAAGCUGAUAUAUUAAUGAAAGAUAGAAUUUCAAAUCUAUAAAGAUAAUUAGAAGAAAAUCAAACUUAAUUACAUAAGAUUUAAUAAGAAUUAUAAACAAAUAAUGAUAGAUAAUUAUAAACUUAAAAUGAAGCAUCUAAAAAUAAAGAAUAAUUGUAAUAGCUAAUAAAUGAACAUUAAUUAUUAACAGAUCAACAUAGAUUAAUAAUAAUUGAAUUAGAUGAUUAUAAGGCUAAAUGGAUAAUUCUAAAUUAAGAUCAUACUACAUUAAGAGAAACACAUAAUAUUACUAUAAAUGAAUUAGAUUUAUUAAAAUAAAGAUUUGCUUAAUUGAAUAAUGAUCAUAAUACAUUAUAAGAAUAACAUAGAUAAAGUCAAAUUUAAUUUGAAUAAGAAAGAAAUAAUUCAGCUUAAAUUUAAGAGAAAAAUAGAAUCAUUGAUGAACUUAGCCAUCAAUUAAACAAAAUAGAGGAAACACAUUAAAUUACAAUUUAAAUACAUUUAACCAAAAUUUAAGAAUUAGAACUUAUAAUCAUAACACAUGAAAAAAAAAUGUUAGAAUUCAAAUCUUUGAGUGAAUAAUAAAAAAUUGAAAUUACUGAAUUAAUGGCUAAAAUAGCUUAAUUAGAAUCAGAUAGAGCUGAACAUAUUGCCAAAAAUUAAUCUCUAACUAUUUAAUUAACUGCUAACAUAGAAAAACUAAAUGAAUUAGAAAAUAAAAAAAAUAAUUUGGAAUAAGAACUUGUAUAAUUAUAAAAAAGAGUAUAAGAAUUAAAUCAUCAUAAUGGAGAACAGAAGGUUUUAAUCAUAUAAUUAGAAGAAAGAAUUACUUUGUUAAUAACUGAAGUUAAAACUAAAGAAGGUGAGAAUGUUAAAUUAAUUUAAUUAAUUGAAACUUAGAAAUAAUCUAUGAUUGAUUAUGAAGAAUUAAUAAGAAAAUUAAAAGCAUAAAUUGUAGAAUUAGAAAAACAUAACCUUAAAUUAAAGACAACCCUUAAACAUUAUAAGGAGCUAUCAAAAGAAAUGGCAGAAUUAGAUUGA